AUGGACGUCCGGGAACGCGAAGAGCUUGCUACCAUCUUAGACAGCGUCGACACGCUUAAUGCCGCGCAGGUAGACGCCCCUAAAGUAUACAUGCCAAUGGUGGUUUGCGGCGAGCAGUCCUACGGCAAGAGCUCGACCCUAGGCAGGAUCGCCGGCGUGGCGUAUCCGACGUCCCAGAAGCUGUGUACCAGAUUCCCCGUCAAGACCAUCCUGAGACGUGGCGCGCAGCGGGCGGAAGUAUUAAUUCGACCUGAUCCACGCCGUCCGAAGGACGAGAGGGAGCGGCUGGAAAAGUUCUUCGUGUUAGACGUGAAUACCCACGACCUGGAUACGGUGUACGCGAGUGCGUAG
Messenger RNA from Cladophialophora carrionii CBS 160.54, 351 nucleotides. RefSeq lists its product as uncharacterized. Lineage: Eukaryota; Fungi; Ascomycota; Eurotiomycetes; Chaetothyriales; Herpotrichiellaceae. The transcript has a single exon. The record is from RefSeq and is a predicted model, not a curated record. Bases 1 to 351 code for a protein of 116 amino acids.